Messenger RNA from Spodoptera exigua (beet armyworm), 5727 nucleotides. Lineage: Eukaryota; Metazoa; Arthropoda; Insecta; Lepidoptera; Noctuidae. The record is from the annotation of a GenBank genome assembly.
GUCAAAACUGACUGACGGACGACGAGUGACGGUUUGCUAUUGUUAAUUUGUAACCUAAAAUGCUACGGCGGUAAAUAAUAUUACAACAAAAUUAAUUAUAAAUCGUGGUGAUUGUCCUUGCAGGCAGUAAAAUUUACAAUCAUGACCACAACUGGUAUAUGCUAUUGGAAACGAUUGUGGCGUUGGACCACAUCGGAGUCGUUAUCAAAUGAAGAGUUAACUUCUGUACUAGGGAAUAAAGAUGUUGUGGAAAACCUGAAACAGGGUCUUGGUAGUUAUAAGCCACACAAAGCUGACAGUUUUCCUCAACUUCAAACCAAACAUGCAGAUCAAACUAAACUAUUAAGUGUGAUCCAAACCUUGCAAAACUACAUCGAUGUGGACUGUUUUCAAAUAUGGGAAAUUAUGAAGAAUUAUUUGUGUGAUAUAUCAUAUGGGACCCCAACAAACGCCCUCAAAAAUGUAGCAUUUGUAGAUACGAGGCCUGUCUUUCUAUUGCCCAAUGUGUGGAACUUUUACUAUGCUGAGAGACUGUUCCUUCUUAAGUUACUACAAUACAUAGUUCAGUUUAAAGAUGAUCCUCAGCACAUAUAUAAUGAACAAUUUAAGAAAAUAAUAAAGGAUAUAGGGAUGCAAAACUUGAAAACAUCAUUGAUAUCACAGUUUGAUAAACUGUUGAACACUGCACCUCCACAAAGGAGAAUGCAAAAGGACUUUUCUAAUGAGAAUAUUAGACAGGAAUGGGCUGAUUGUAAUAUGAGAGAACAGUUAGCUAUCUUACAGAUUCUUCUUCAAAUUGCUGAAGAAGAAAUAUUUACAGAAACAGAAUUCAACAAGUUGUUUACAUUAUUUAGAAAACAUGGAUUUGGCAAGAACCAGGGUUACAGUGAGCUCAUGGAGGAGAGACAUAGAGAGCCAUGUAUGAGGAUAAUGUAUAUGGAAGUUUGUUUAUUCAUGGUUAUUGCAGAUGGCAUCAAAAUCAACAACUUGUCAGCGUGGAUUGACAAUACUAAAGAGGUUGUGGAAGGUGAGCUCACCAAACUUCAUAUGAAUGCGGAACACAGUGCAAUGCUCAUCACUUGGAUGAUGCUCACACUUCAGAGUGACCAGCAUGUAAAAUUAUUUGAGAGUCAAUAUCAACAUUAUGGAGCCUCAGCACUGAGAAUGCAAGUUUUUGAAUUCCUACUGCAGAUGUUAAAUAGCUCUGGCUUUUCUGACCAAUCAAAAUGCGCUCUCAUCGCCCGACAAAGAGUUUUUCGACUUUUGAACGACUUGUGUGAUAAAUUCGAUGGAGAUGGUACCCUCAGCCAUCAAGCGGGAAUCAUGCAACUCUGUGCCCACCUGCUCUCUUCUCCAGAGAUUAACUGUCAGUUCUGGAAACUUCACAAGAGGGAUGAUAACUAUGGUGUAGUAUCUCUGUGGAAUACUGCACUAGAAUAUUUCCCCUUCAAUUUUAAUGCUCUGUCUAUCUUAUCUAGUGGACUAGCUCAGGGAGGGAAAUGUAGUGUAAUGAAUCUGUUAUCAGAACUAACGAAUCUCCCAGUCUUCACUGAAAUCUACAAUCCCAACGCAGUUCCCGUUAUGUCACUACAAGGUGAUGACGCGAUCAUAGGCCGCGAAUAUUUUCCUCUAGGCAACCCGUCCUAUCGCAUCGAAAUGGGCUCUACAGCCACACUUAUGGAACGAAAGGAAGCCACAAUGAUCCAUUUCAGAACGCCGUAUUCUUACUGGACAGUAUUCAACAGUGAGAUUGAGAAAGCACUUGAUAGGAAGCAACAUCACCAAAAUAACGUCAAUGUUACGUUGGAAAGGAUUUAUCAGGGUACAAAAGUGUUGAAGGGAGUGCUGCAGGCAUUAGUCGAGGAUCGUGAGAUACCGAAGAGUUUAGUAGGACCUAGUGAAGGAGUGUUUGAUGUACUGGUGAGGUUCAUGAGAGCCGAUGCGCCACCUUUGGCGCUGUUAGUAGAGUGCCUUGCCGUUUGUACUGCCCUAGUUCCAGUUUUUCCUAAGGAAAUACAUUUGAGACUGAUAAAUACUGGACUGUUACCACGCCUGAUGAACCACAAAUUGUCUCACAUAGAGUAUGCUAAUGGUGCGUCAUUUGACUCGGCUGCCGUUGGCUCUUAUUUGGUGACAAUAGAACAACUGAGUGGGACAUACACAUUCUUAGGAGCAUACAUUGAUCUGCUUUGUGCCUUCCAUGAGCAAUCUGCAAGUGAUGAUCGUAUAACGACGGAAAUAAUUCUCCCUGGUCUAAUACUGAUCCUUCGCGAAGUGUUUCCCAAUAUCUACGGCUGGCGCUACAGCAAUACUCGAGAGCGGCGAGACAUGAUACAGCGUUGCGCGCAGUUCUUAACGCUCGUCUUGCAAGAUACGAAGAGCAGCAAACCGUGUCACGCGUUGCUCAAACAGACUUGCGUUUACAGUUUGUUGCAUACGGAAAAUGCCCUCGAAUUACUAAAGUUCAUUUCUGUUGGUAAUGAUCAACUAGAAAAUGUAAUAAGGAACGAAACAAACUGGAUAGCGGGUAAUGGAUCUCAAUACAUAUCGACCAUACAGAGAUGUGUAGCUAUUGUCUUAUUUGCCUUGCGUCUCAAACCUUUGGUCACGGAAGCUACGGAGGUGACUCCGUUGGAACACCUCAUCUUUGCUCAAAAUAAGCAAAAAGACUCGUUGAAAGUAGUGCCUAGAGUAACCAGUUACAUCAACCAUGCAUUCAAUAAGAGUCUACCUGUCCUCUGCUGCCGGUUGCUCAAGAGUUUCGCUGAUCGUUUCCAAAUGUCUUUAUUCGCGUCAUUAGAUAUGACUGCGUAUCAAGUGCGAGUGAUGUUCCUCGACCGACUUCGUGAUGAGUACGAAACGACUGAGCUGAAGGUAGCCAUAUUGGAAUUCGUGGCCACUUGUGUUGGCACCCAGCCCGGACUUACUGAGGCUUUCUUCAUGAUGAACCAUGAAAAUAAGAUGGACACAGAUGAUGAUAAAGACAAGAAAACUACAACUGACAAGAAACCCGAAACAGAUGAUAGUUUUGAAGGCAUUCUAGGUUAUAUGGCUGAUUAUCUUGGAACUGUGAAGAAUAACCCCAAAUUACUUCACAGUCCCUUGCUUUCAUGCAUCAUGGCACUGUUCCAUGCACUAUGGAAAAACAACAUGCAAAUACUUGUAAAGAAACUGCGCGAGAACCCAAAGUUCUGGGAACACAUGACCAGUCCGUUAUUCAGUGACGUACAGCCAGGUCUUAGAACAUAUUCGCAAAUAUUCAACGUUCUUGGUAUAGAGCUCUUUGUCUCCAGGGACAAACUUGAGCCCAAUCUCAAAGAAAUGUUAGAACAACUCUUUGACACGAACAAAAAGCAUUUAGACAGAUGGAUUGAUUACAUAUUCUCUUUUAAUGGCAGGAAUGAUAGUGAGGAAGUAGUGGACAAAGUGCCGGUCUGGCUCAGUCUGUUAACCUCGUGGAAAGAUUUCAUCACAAUAUUCUGCAAGUGUCUUCCCAUUAGCUUAAACAUAGCACACAAGGCAAAGAUGGUCGCGCCGUGCAUGAGUGCCUUAUUGAAUGAAUUAGAUGACUUGAAGGACGGUAGACUGGUCGUCAUACUUGCUGAGCUGUACGUAAUCAUGCUCGCUAACUGGAAAGACGACUGCUUCGAUAACAGAAAAUCUAGUGCCAAACAAGUUGACAGUUUGCUGACCAAUACAGCUAUUGUCUACGAAUGUCUGCACCCUCGUGCGAUUCGCGCAAUUCUUUCAAUAUGCACGGUCGCGAUAAGCAGUUUGGAUUAUGAGAUUAAAGCUAAUAGUGUCACUGCGCAGAGUAUCAUUCGAUCUGUGACGAAUAUUAAUAGUUUGGAGCUUGAAAAGCUGCUAGAUGAUAUCAAAGAGGACCCUAAGCCACCGGAGCCGAAAGCGAACGGUCACCCAGUGAACGAAAACAUUCCACCCGUAGUGUUGUCACUGGCGAUGUUAGAGCAGUGCUUAGACUUGUACGACGACAUGUUCACGGGACUGUCGCAGUGGUUCCAGUCGAGCCGGUUCAUCAAUAAAAUACUUUGUUGUCUUCAAACAUGUUUGCAGAACAGACGUCACUAUCAUACGUCACUCGCUGCCUUACGUUGCUUAACCGCGUAUGCUAGGGGACCAUUUUCUAAAGAUUUGCUUAUGAGUGAUGUAGAUCAGUUCCUUUGGCUGCAGUUGUUGCCUCCGAAGUUUGAUGGUUCAGCAUGGAAGCCGCAGGAGUGGUGGCGUGUGUACGCCUUCAGUUUAGAUUUUAUUUCCAUGAUGGUGAUGAAGCACGGUCAGUUCUUCGCUAGUGAUGCGAUAACGUUUGUGGGUGUGCACUUAGAACAUCUGAUUGAAGCCGUUCUCCUACCACGACAAGUGUUUAACAUAGAUGCUCUGAACCUGUGCGCUUCUACACUCAACCUGGUUGUGCAACUCGUUGAAUUCGAGGCGAGGUGGCGAAUACAGAACAUUACUUCAUUGACAGGCAUUAUGCGAAGUAUAAGUGCCUGCCUGUACCAGUGUGUAACUUUAAUGAUGCGAUCACGUAGAUCUACUGACCCUGCUCUGCCUCCACCUGAAGAUGGUCAAAGUUAUGCUCCUAACGUGCUACACAGAACUCUUGAAAUUUUGCACAUGGCAACACUCUGCCUGCUGUCAUUCAGCCCAGAAUUGCUAUCUCUCCUGGCCGACCCUGGCCUAGACUUGGAGCGCUGGCAGCCCCUCGUCGAACUACACUUCGGAGCACCCAAGAUCUCUUACGAACCAUUCCCCCAACUUACGUUCGGUACUUUGGUGUCGGCUAUCUGUCUGUUGACAAGAUCUCUUAAUCAUGCGUAUCACUCGGAGGAGGGCAGUGGGUCGCGGUCCCCGCGGCUGCGGCGGCGCGCGUGUUCGUGCGGCAGCCCGGCGCCGGGCGAGCGCCGCGCCAACCGCAGCGAGUCCCUCACCUCCAUCUCGUCGGCCGCCAGCCUGCCCGCGCUCGACGAGCGACUCGUCGCCGGCGCGCUCGACGCCACCGCCACGCUGCUGGCCUCGCAGGCAUUACUCGCCGUACGUGACCCUAGUGUACCCAGCCGCCAUAAACAACUUAUUCGUCGCGAACUAAGCUCAGAGUUGACCAUGUUUCAUGACUUCGUGCGCAAGCGCAUAUUGUGCGCGGCGCACGCGCGACCUCACUUAGUGCGCAACAAGCUCGGCGCCUGGCCGCUGGCCCCCAAUGAAGAAGAAAUAAAACGCAUUGAAGAAGCAAGGAAAGAGGGAAAUGCUCUCGUUUGUGAUACUGAUGCCGACAGGUCACUCCCUCCGCCGCCACCUCCAAAACGUGUAGCACACGACUCGAUGCGCGAAUACAUACUCCGUAAGCAUUACCUGGACAAGUGCGCUCAAACACCAACUAAGGGUCCGCCAUCACCUGUGUCGCACUCGACACCGACAUCGGAUAAGAAAAAGGAAACUUCCCGAAGUUCGAAGCGAGUAUCUUGGGCUGAAACUACAAGAGACAGCGACGAAAGUCUAGAUAGUUCUCUGCAAGAAAUUGAAGAGCCUGCGUACUCUAAUCUAACCGAUGUGCAAAUCAAUAAUGAUGAAGAUUACUUCCACUUUAUGUCCGUUGUUUUUCUUUACAUUUGUCAAACAGAAUUAUAAGUUACUUUUUUUUAAUCAAUGUAAGUAAUAAGUCAAUAAAUUAAACUACUGUUUUUUGGAAAUUGUCUUUUUAACUGUUCU